GACGCGACGCUCGCUCGCACGCGCGCAGGGCACACGCGAUGAUAAGAGUCUAUCAAACUUUACUAAAGUAAGAGGGACAGAUGAAGGUGGAUUUUACAUCCAUAUAAAGACAAAUAAAGCUCGUUUCUUUACUCACGUGUCCGUGAAAACUGCAGCUGCGUCUAAUUUCUGCUUUUAUGGAGCUCCGGUUCAUCUGUCUGCUUGUGAGCGCGUGCCUGUGUCUACCCUGCGCGCGCACCUCAGUGUCAAACUGUUGUGAGGGAGAUAUUUUACUUCUACUGGACUCGUCUGGUAGGAUGAACUCAAAUGAGUUUUCCAAACUGCUGCAGUUCCUCUCGGACCUCUUGCAGCCGUUUCUAUUGGGCCGUGGUCAGGUGAGGGUGGGGCUUGUGCAGGUAGGAACCGAACCAAGAUUGGAAUUUGGCCUGGACACCUACAAUACCCAAAAUGCCCUACGAGAUGCACUGAGGAGGACGCAGCAACUCCAUGGAGAGACAAACACAGAUGAAGCUUUGCGAUUGGCUCAGAGAAUACUGCAUGAUGAUGCUAACGCAGAAGCUCCGCCCAGAAUACUUCUCUGGCUCACCGAUGGGGUGUGGCCAGGGGCGGCGGAAGGACCAAUGGCAGCGCUGCGACGGCAGGGUGUGUCCGUAUUAGCUGUUUCAACUGGACCGGGAAAUUAUCAAACGCUGCUAAAUGUGGUGACUCCACCCACUGAAGCCCAUCUGUACUUUGUAGAUAUUGAUGACAUCAGCAUCAUUACUGCAGACCUGAGAGAGGCCAUCAUAGAGCUGAUUCGUGCGGAGCGUCUGCAGGUGCGUGAUGUUCGUUCCCACAGCGCUGUGCUACAUUGGCGGUCGGCUCUCAGUGAAGGUCUGAAGACUUAUGAGCUCCUCUACGGGCCCGACCUCUCUAAUGGCACCAAUAACAAACUCACCGUACCUGGGGACUUCAGCUGGACCGAACUCAACAACCUGCAGCCCGACACGAGCUACACCGCCCGGCUUAAUCCUGAAACCAACGCUCCCAACAUCAAAACCCUCAGUGUUACCUUCAGAACUCUGCCUGAGCAUUUUGGUCCUGUCACAGUGAUGGUGUCAGAUUUGGGUCCAGACCGCUUGCGUGUGAGGUGGGAUCCGGUCCAACCCCAUCAGGUCCAGCAAUAUCGUGUGGAAUAUGGGUCGAUUCCCAGCGGGCCGGUUCGUACUUUGACUCUGCCCUCGUAUCAAAACUCUGCCCUCCUUAAACGUCUCCACCAACACACUGAAUAUCUCAUCACCGUCACUGCACUGCACUCGUCAGGCCAGCAGAGGGCGAUGUCCAUCAAAGCCUGCACACAGGAAGUCGUCCCUGCGCUCCUUGACCUUCAGCUGAGUCCAGUGGGGCGGGGUUCAGUGCAGGUUGAUUGGCGGGGAGGUGGAGAGGGGCUGAUGGGAUAUUGGGUGAGUUGGAAGAAUGAAGAUCGGCCUUUAUCGUCUUCGUCUUUCUCGCGGUUCCUGCCUCCACGUUCACUGUCCACCCUGCUGACAGAUCUGUGUAACAGCAGUCGAGUCUGUGUAUCACCCGUGUAUCGAAGCGUCAGGGGCGAGGGCCUGUGCUGUACCGCACACACUUAAACUUAACUACACACAUGACUGCACAUAUAACUCUCUUUAUAAUACCAUAAACAAUCUUUUCUUUAUUGGACCUAAUUUGUCCAAAUGUGUACAGAUCCAUGCGGCAUCCAACACCUGAUUAUAACAUCUGACUGGAUUUAAUACAUAAAGAAUUGCUCAUUUAUACAAGCAGAGAUCUGUGUCUGCUGACACCUGGCGGCCAUCAUACAAAAAACAACAUUAACCAGAAGAGAUGUAUGAGAAAAAUAAAUGUGUUUUCUAAUGUGAAAUAAACAACUAUGACUGAAAUAUUUUUGUUUUUAAGAGAAAUGAAGAGGUUUUUUAUGUUACCCAGAGAAUAAACACAGUGUCCGCUAAAUCAGCUAUAUUUUUACAGUUUCAAUUAACAUUGUUUUUACUAUAUAUCAUAUAAGAUCAAUAUACAGGAAAUAUAAGAAGAGAAUCAAAAUGUGUAAUAUUUUGUAUUAAUUUAAUGUAUUUUUGUGUGUUGCUUUGAAUUAAGUCGUUUGCUAUAAGCCUAUAUGUAAUACUGUAUGUUUUACCAUAAUAUGACACCUGCAUCUUUAUAAGAAGAUCUAUAAAUCCGACAAAUAUAUUAGAUUAUACAUUUUAAAAUAAUAAAGUU
This is a messenger RNA of Misgurnus anguillicaudatus (oriental weatherfish), 2241 nucleotides long. RefSeq names its product von Willebrand factor A domain-containing protein 1. The record is from RefSeq and is a predicted model, not a curated record. NCBI's taxonomy places the organism in Eukaryota, Metazoa, Chordata, Actinopteri, Cypriniformes, Cobitidae. Gene Ontology annotation, molecular function: protein binding.